CCACAAAGAAUGGAAUUUACACAAUCUUCCCAUUAUGACCUUAUCAAUAUUAAAGUCAUUACACCAUUGCUGAGGUCACAAAGUUGAGUAAGUAUAUCUUUAUGAUGAAGAACCUUUUAAUGUGAUUGGAUAAUUUUAAUCUACAGGGAACAACAGCAGUUUGCAGUAGGCCUAACUAUGGACUUUGCUCUGUGAUUAUGUGAUCACACCUAUAACAGUUGAUGUGCAGAAUCAGUCACACAGUACUGAGACAUUUAACAGUGCAUUAUUCCUGCUUUUGUGGUUAGUGUGUCUUUACACAUUGAAAUCUCAAGAUAUUCAAGAUGGCUGCUGCCAGUAAUGUACAGCAAUUUCUUGAGCAUUUGGAUGAGAAAGUGUUAGAAUGUCCACUUUGCUACAAAAGGCUUAAGGAUCCUAAAACACUUCCCUGCCUCCACACUUAUUGCUUAUCAUGUCUCACUAAAUGGGUCAAUGAGAAGGGUAGGCUACAAUGUCCAAACUGUCGCCAAUUCUAUGACAUUCCCAAUGGUGGACUGAAAAAAUUGCCUCCAAACAUAUUCAUCAAUAAUCUACUGGAAUGUAUUGAGCAAUUUGAGAAUGCAGACAAAAUGAAAUGCUAUUGUGGAAAAAACACUGCAGACUUCUACUGUCAGGAGUGCAUGCAGUACAUAUGUACUGCAUGUAAACACACUCAUGAAACUUUACCUGCACUGCUACAACACAAAUUACAUACAAUAGAAGAUAUUCAGUCGAUGACAAUAACACAGUUGUCUGCAUUACGUCCCCCGCUCUGUCCUGCUCACAAAAAAGAACUGGAAUUUUACUGUAAUAUUUGUAAAGUUCCUGUUUGUAUGCACUGUACUGUCACUGAUCAUAAAGAGUUAGGUGGUAAGCAUGAACUUAAUCAUAUAUCUGAAGCAUUCAAGUUUUUCAAACAAACAUCUACAAUGUUGAAAAAAGAUGUUGAUGCCUAUAAAAACAAGAUUCAGGAGGCUCUUACUAAAGUUCAGCAUAAAAUUAAUAAACUUGAACAGUGUAGAAAAAAAUGUAGAAAGGAUAUCAACAACUUUGUUGAAGACAUGAUUAAAAUGAUAACAGAAAAAGGUGAGGAACUUAGCAGGAACUUAGAUGAAGUGUACACAAAAAAGAAAAGAAUUACGGAUACACAAACAGAUGAACUCAACACUAUUUUGCUGAAUGUUGACACGAAAUGGAACUUUAUUGCUCAAUUACUAAAAAGCAAUGAAGCAACAGCUUUGCAGUCAAGUCAUAAUGCAAUUGCAGGUCUACAAGAAACAAUCCAGCAAUUACCAGAAACAGAACCAAAGGAUAAUGGAGAAAUGUAUGUUAACCUCAACAAAGAAUAUAAUGCAAAAGCACUCGGACAGAAAGCAUUAGGUUUCAUUACUGAGACAUGUUUUGAAAUAAUAAAUGUACGCACAAUGUUGACAAAAGAAUAUGCAUUUGAGUGUAAAAUAGUUCAACAUAGUUCUACUGAUGUAGACAGUAAUUUACUUAAAGCUACAUUGACCUCUCCAGGAGAGGAAACAAAAUUGCAAAUAUCAAAACAUGAUAGAAGAAAGCAUGUAAUGAGGUCAAAGUUCAAAUGUACUGGUGUUUGGAAACUUGAAGUCAGUUUUAGUGAUGACCCAAUAAGAGGAUCUCCUUUGAUGAUCAAUGUAGAGAAGCAAAGUCUGGUUAAAACAAUAGAAACAAAUGUGAUUAAUCUAUGCAAUGUAGUGAUGGCUGACGAUGGUUGUCUGUUAGUGUCAGCUUUGAGCAAUGAAAUUCACAGCUAUAAACAGUCUGGAGAAUAUGCCAGUAAGAUAACACUACUAUCAAAUGUGAAGGUUAGAUCAAUGUACAAAAUGAAAAAGAAUGAUUUGAUAAUAUUUACUGAUGGGGGAAAUAAAUGCAUAACAUUAUGCAAAUCAGAUGGUCAUGUGAUCAAAUCAAUUGGUAAGGGAGUGUUAAAGAAUCCCUAUGGAAUUGAUGUAAAUGAGAAAUUAAAUGUAGUGUAUGCUGCAGACAUCAAUGAACACUGUGUGUUCAUGUUUAACAUGGAUAGUGAUCAGAUGAUCAGAAACAUUGGGUCAAAAGGUGAAAGAGAAGGUGAAUUGUGGAGACCAUGUGAUGUUACUGUUACUAAUGAAGGACAUCUCAUUGUAGUAGACCGUUAUAAUCACAGAUUACAAUUAUUUGAUGAUGAAGGCAAAUUCAUCAAGGUUCUUGUAGGUAAAGGUGAUCAGGAUGGUAAGGUGCAGUAUCCAUGUGGAGUGAUAAUAGAUAAGGAUAAUAACAUGCUUGUAACAAGUGAGAAUAAACUACAGUUAUUCAACAGUGAUGGACAUUUCAUUAAAAGAAUUGAUCAAAAAGAAGAUGGAUUAAAUUAUCCUUUUGGAUUAUCAGUAGUUUCUUAUAAUCCAAGAAAAGUUGCUAUAGCAAAUUGUAGUGGUAGGAACAUUAAAAUAUUUAAUUACUGA
Anneissia japonica is the source of this 2483-nucleotide messenger RNA. Its product is annotated as tripartite motif-containing protein 2-like. The transcript is spliced from 2 exons. Gene Ontology annotation, biological process: positive regulation of DNA-templated transcription. Gene Ontology annotation, cellular component: chromatin; nucleoplasm. NCBI's taxonomy places the organism in Eukaryota, Metazoa, Echinodermata, Crinoidea, Comatulida, Comatulidae. The record is from RefSeq and is a predicted model, not a curated record. Gene Ontology annotation, molecular function: ubiquitin-protein transferase activity; protein binding; zinc ion binding. The coding region runs from base 324 to 2483 and encodes 719 amino acids.